Messenger RNA from Liolophura sinensis, 2402 nucleotides. RefSeq names its product lysosomal acid phosphatase-like. The record is from RefSeq and is a predicted model, not a curated record. Lineage: Eukaryota; Metazoa; Mollusca; Polyplacophora; Chitonida; Chitonidae. Gene Ontology annotation, biological process: dephosphorylation. The transcript has 11 exons. Gene Ontology annotation, molecular function: phosphatase activity. The coding region runs from base 22 to 1260 and encodes 412 amino acids.
GCCGCGAAUUACCCGGCGGCGAUGUUUUUAUUGACGAUUCUAUAUUUCAUCGGUGUUUGUGCCUCACAGGACCUUCCAUCUCUGCGAUUAGUCAACCUGCUUUAUCGUCAUGGAGACAGAAGCCCUGUGGAAAGUUAUCCAACCAAUCCGAUCACAGAGAAUGACUGGCCUCAGGGAUAUGGCCAACUGACCAAGGAGGGGAUGAGGGAACAUUACCAACUUGGUCAAUUCUACAGAGAAUAUUACAAAACUUUUCUUAAUGCUUCCUAUGACAGAUUCCAGAUAUCAGUCCGUAGCUCUAACCUGGAUCGGUGUCUUCUCAGUGCUGAGUGCCACCUUGCAGGACUGUACCCACCCACUGAUACAUUCCUACCUAAUGUUACCUGGCAGCCCGUUCCUAUUCAUACAGUUCCGGAGAAAAAUGACAGUGUGCUAGCUCUCCAAGCUCCUUGCCCAGCUUAUGACAAAGCCUAUGAUGACAUUUUACAUUCUGACAUUGUUAAGGAGGAAGAAAAACGUAAUAAGGAUUUCUACAUUUUUGUUGGAGAGAAGACAGGGUUAGGUCAUGAAAAUAUCUCUAACAUUUGGCCAGUGGCUGAUACACUCUACUGUGAGAGUCGUCACAACUUCUCACUUCCCUCCUGGGUGAACAGCUCUAUCAUCAACAAGCUGAGAACCCUGGAGUCUUUCUCCUUCACCCUCAUGUACAACACUACUCUCCUUCAGAGGCUCAAAGGAGGCCCACUUUUAAAAGUAAUGCUGGAAAAUAUGAACAACAAGAUCAAUAGAAUAAAUGGGACGUUAGAUGCCGAGAGAGCCAGAAUGUAUAUGUAUUCAGCACAUGACACAACAGUAGCUGCCUUGCUGAGUGCCCUGGGUGUGUUUAAUGAUAUCAGCCCACCAUAUGCUGCCUCAGUGAUUCUGGAGCUUCAUGAAGAUCCGGCCAAUACGUACUACGUCAAAGUGUUUUACAACAAUGGUUCUCAGCCAAUGCUUUUAACAGUACCAGGCUGUUCAGAAAAGUGUCCCUUUGAGAAGUUUGUGCAGCUGACAUCCAAUGUGAUACCUGACAACUGGGCGAAAGAGUGUGGUGUACAAGAUGCAGCUGCAGUCAUCCUUCAGUUUAGUCUGCUAAUGUUUGGGAUACUUGUUGGAGGUUUCGUGAUCAUAACAGUACUCUUUGUCAUCAUAGCCAUCAAGUGUACAAGGAAAUCUCCGAGGACAAAAUACUCUUUAGUGGCUCAGGAGGAUAUUAAUUAAUGGUUAAUUACAUAUACAGGUGCUAAACACAUGAAAAUAGUACCUGGGAAUACAAGUAAAUAUGGUGCAAUACAGGAAUUACAUGUCAAUCCUGAAAUUCUCAACACAUUUUUAUAAUGUGAUAGACAUUUGGCUGAAUGUAUGUAUUUGUGAAAAUAUUUGCUUUUUGGAAAAAUCAGAAGCAAGUUCAUUUUUUUCACCGUAAGCUUUUGACUUGUAACACUUGAAGCCCUUUUUCAUUCCAAGAGUGCUCAAAAAGCCUUAUUCACAUCAUGUGACAUGUCAUAUCUUCUCAUCCAGGGUAUCAUGUCAGACGAAAACAGAUCAAACUAUACCUGUUUUGUCAGUUGUUAAAUGGAAAUAUAAGUUAUGGGUUUGAUUCACCUUCAGUUAAAAUUUAGAGCUUCGAUCUUAUUUGGGGCAGUAUAUUUGGUCACAUUACUUCGGUUGAAACUGAGGGUGAAAAGAAUGAAUGACUAAGAUUUACUUCCUUGUCAGCAAGAUUUCAGCUAUGUUGUUGGGAGGGUGAAAGGAAUUGUUAAGUGUACUUAAUGUUGCACUCAAUAUGCAAGUCUUAUCACAUUACACAUUUUUCAAAGCCGGUCCAAGUAAACAUUAUUACUGUAAGAUUUUCAGACUAAUUUUCCAUUUGGAUUUUGUUAUUUAUUUCGCAUAAUUUUGACAGUACAUUACAGGUAUAAAAAUUAUUUGCACAUCCGAAUCCAUAAUCAGUAUUUAAGAGGUGGCUGUGAAGUCUUACAGGAAACUUAGAAGUUUUAAGAUUUUAAGAAAAAAGUUCAAAUCUGGCAAAGGAGGUAAUCAGUCCAUCUGAUAUGGAUACUAAGGCAUAUGUGGUAAUUUUGUUAAAUUAAAUAAAUCACAGCUCUGGUCGGAUUUUUGAAACAGGAACAUAAUUAUUGUGAUUUAAAUUAGGCUCGCAGAAAUACAUUUAUCAUGCAUGACAAUAAAAUAUAUGUGUUCUUGCAUGCUAAUAGAGAUGAGAGAAAUGCUGAGGAAAGUUAAGGCAACACAUUUGAGUAUUCAUACCAAUUUAUAAUUUACAACGAAAAAGUUAUUGAACAGAAUCGUUUUUUGGAACAGAAAACCAGAAAACGACGAUAUUAAAAUCAGUGAACAGUGAA